This is a messenger RNA of Anopheles nili, 2002 nucleotides long. Its product is annotated as putative metabolite transport protein YwtG. Gene Ontology annotation, biological process: transmembrane transport. Bases 1 to 1695 code for a protein of 564 amino acids. The record is from RefSeq and is a predicted model, not a curated record. The transcript has 11 exons. NCBI's taxonomy places the organism in Eukaryota, Metazoa, Arthropoda, Insecta, Diptera, Culicidae. Gene Ontology annotation, molecular function: transmembrane transporter activity.
AUGGAUCCACCAAACAGCAAAAGCACAAAGGCAGAGAAAGUGAACGAUUCGACGGAAGUUACCAUCGGCGACGGACGGAAUGCACCGGCCGACUUCGAGACGGCCAUCGCUGCAACUGGGUACGGGCGCUUCAACUACAUCCUGCUGCUGGUGGCGAUGCCCUGCUGCAUGACGACCGUCUUCGAGACGACCACGAUGUCGUACGUGCUGCCCAGUGCCGAGUGCGACCUGAACCUCUCGCUGGCGGAUAAGGGCAUACUGAAUGCCAUCACCUACACCGGAAUGAUAUCGUCCGCCUUCCUCUGGGGCUUCCUGUCCGACACGUACGGCCGGAAGCGGCUGCUAGUCGUGGGCUUCCUGCUGGACAGCACCUUCAACGUAUUGUGUGCGCUCAGCCAGAAUAUGGUUGCCAUAAUGGUUUUCAAAUUUAUGGGUGGCUUUGUCAUCUGCGGACCGUUCGCCGUGCUGAUGGCGUAUCUGUCCGAGUUUCACAGCCUGCAGCACCGGUCCCGAGUGAUGAUCGUGCUGGGAGUGUUCUACAGCGCUGCCAACAUGCUACUGCCUGCUCUGGCUUGGCUCAUCAUACCGCAGCCCUGGAAUCUGAUGGUCGGUGAUGGACUGCUGGAGCUCCACUCGUGGCAGAUCUUCCUGGCAGUGAGCUGCCUCCCGGGCGUACUGAGCGGUGUCAGCGUGAUGUUCCUCCCCGAGAGCCCUAAGUUCCUGAUGUCCAAAGGCCGAAACGAGCAGGCGCUUGCCAUUUUCCGCCGUCUGCACACUAUCAACAUCGGCGACCGGCAGGCGUUUCCGAUUAGCGAGCUGGUUGAUGAGCUGCGGCAGGAUCUGCCCGUGUCCGGUAAGCAGCCAGCGGCUGGUAAGGACGACCAUCGAUCCGCCGGCGGUGCUAGCGAGGGUUUUCGCCAGCUGGGUGUAAUGUUCCGGAAGCCACAUCUGAAGAACGCUUGUCUGGUGUACGGCAUCCAGUUCGGUAUCCUGCUCGGGCUCAACACAUUCCGGCUGUGGGUACCUCAGCUGUUCACCAUCAUCGAAGAGUUCGAGCACGACCAACACCAGUGGGACAUCGGUGGAACGCAGGCAACGCUGUGCGAUAUGCUGGCUUACAAGGUCAACAAAACCGAACAGCUGCAGCAGCAGUGGCUCGAGCGGGACGUCUCGAGAGCCCUACACGGACCAGACCCGGUCGCAAUGGAGCCGUUGGACGACGUCUUGCGCUGCACGGCUACGACCGAGGGCCGGGUGUAUCUUUACUCAUUAAUCAUCGGGUGCGUCGGAAUCGGUGCGUACGCGGUCACAACGGUCAUGAUUAAUUCCAUCGGCAACCGGAACCUGCUCGCGUACGGACUGUUGCUGGCCGGGUCCUGCGGGACCGCAUUGUACUGGGCCCGUAGCUCGCUCGUGACGCUGAUCCUAUCGUCUUGCUACAUUACCAUUUGCAGCAUAGCAUCGACAGCGCUUGUCGGUGCCGUGGUUGCCAUGUUUCCCACGUCUAUGAGGACGAUGGUGGUUUCGUUGACGAUGAUGUUCGGCCGGACGGGCUCUAUCAUCGGCAACGUCGUGUUUCCGUAUCUGAUGGCUCUCGGGUGUCUACCACCCUUCAUCAUGAUCGGUGCCAUUGUGAUAGUUGUCGCCAUGGUUUCGAGACUGCUGCCUCGAACGGUGAAAAAACCGCUCCAAUAAAUGGACGAGUAAACUUCGUUUAAUACUGCGACGUCUCGCAAACCCAUCAUUGCUCAAUCAAUAUUGAUUCCCACGUGCAGGCGCGUUCACCUGCGAUAGGCUAAUUGAGGCAUUAAACCACCGCACUACCAAACAACACCGCAUACGAAUUGGCUGCUUCUCGGUUCUUGGACACGCACCUCGGUUCCCAAAGCGACGUUAAAUCGUGAUGUUUUAUUAGUUAAAUUACGUGCCUAUCGGUCGAUCUAUUGUGUCUUGCAGGAAAUUAUUUACCGCCUGUCGGUGCUGGAAGCGACUCUAAUAAAGG